AACGUUACGGGUUUAGCCCGCGCACAAGUCCACGUUUGCCAACAUAAUGUGGACGUCAUGGACAAUGUCAGGAAAGCGGCUAUUUUGGCCAUGGAGGAAUGUCAGUUCCAGUUCCGUAGUCGACUCUGGAACUGCUCGGCUGUGGAUACAAUUAAACUAUACGGCACACGGGAAGCAGCAUUCGUUCACGCCAUUUCUUCGGCAUCUGUAGCCUACGCAGUGACCCGUGCCUGCAGCACCGGUGAGCUGAGCAAGUGCAGCUGCGACAACAGCAUUCGCGGUCGCAGUCCGGACGGUCACCAGUGGUCUGGCUGCUCAGACAACAUUGCUUUUGGAUCUCAGUUUUCCAAGAGUUUUGUCGAUUCCCGCGAGCGGGUCAAACGAUCCGGACUGAAAGCCAGUCGGGCCCUUAUGAAUCUCCACAAUAACCAAGCCGGCAGAAAGGCGAUUGAAUUCAACAUGCGAGUGGACUGCAAAUGCCACGGUGUUUCCGGAUCCUGCCAGGUCAAAUCCUGCUGGCGCAGUAUGCCCACCUUCCGGCACAUUGGCAAUAUUCUCAAGGAGAAAUUCGACGGUGCCACCCUCAUGCGGAUGAGCUCCAAAUCCAAACGUGGCCGAACGAAGAAGACACGACGACUACUGGAACCGGUGAAUCGGCAGUUUCUGUUCCAUGGCGAGACCGACCUGAUCUACCUGGAUUCAUCGCCGGAUUUCUGUGUGGCCAAUUAUGCAAUCGGCUCGAUGGGGACGCGGGGUCGGCAGUGUAACAAGACAUCUCCGUAUCCCGACGGAUGCGACAUUAUGUGCUGCGGACGGGGAUAUGCCACGCAGACGUUCAGUAAACGGGAACGCUGCAAUUGUCGAUUCCAUUGGUGUUGCGAAGUGCGCUGCAAAGAAUGUAUAGCCCAUGAAGAGAUCCACACGUGCUUGUGAAAUCACCACGCGAAAAUUUCGCUUCUGAAGCUUCCUCGAACCUGUAAACUUUGU
Molecule: messenger RNA, 987 nt
Organism: Paramacrobiotus metropolitanus
Lineage: Eukaryota; Metazoa; Tardigrada; Eutardigrada; Parachela; Macrobiotidae
Product: protein Wnt-4-like
Exons: 3
Coding region: 58-933 (291 amino acids)
Biological process (GO): canonical Wnt signaling pathway; cell fate commitment; neuron differentiation
Cellular component (GO): extracellular region
Molecular function (GO): frizzled binding; cytokine activity
Source: RefSeq, a predicted model, not a curated record